UGCUCGUGUUUGAUUGGUCAGGCCUGCUGGGCUCGCAUCGAUGAGCUCGAGCUCGGUUACUUCCGUCUGUUCAGCGGCUCAUGGCGCUGUUCUGUGAGUUACAGUUGUGACACAAUAGCAGUGUGUAUCGUUAUCUAGGGGCCGGAGUGAACAUGGGCCGUCACUCAUCAGACAGCGAGGACAACAGUCGAAGCAGGAGGAAGAGGAGAGCGAGAGGCCGUUCUUCAUCGUCCAGCUCCUCUCACAGCCGCAGCAAACCCUCCCGCAGACGCACGCGCUCCAGAGACCGAAACAGAGCCGCAGACAGCAGGCACAGAAAACGCUCCAACAGCAGCUCCUCCAGAGGGUCCAGUCACAGGAGGCGGAGCCGAAGCACAGACAGGGGGCGGAGCCACAGGUCCCACAGGUCUCGCUCCCGCAGCCGCAAUAGAAGGUAAGGACAAGCACACUGAUG
Messenger RNA from Carassius auratus (goldfish), 454 nucleotides. Its product is annotated as serine/Arginine-related protein 53-like. NCBI's taxonomy places the organism in Eukaryota, Metazoa, Chordata, Actinopteri, Cypriniformes, Cyprinidae. The coding region runs from base 153 to 437 and encodes 94 amino acids. The transcript is spliced from 3 exons. The record is from RefSeq and is a predicted model, not a curated record.